Molecule: messenger RNA, 563 nt
Organism: Stylophora pistillata
Lineage: Eukaryota; Metazoa; Cnidaria; Anthozoa; Scleractinia; Pocilloporidae
Product: selenoprotein W-like
Source: RefSeq, a predicted model, not a curated record
AAGUUAUGGUCACUUAUUGUGGAGGAUGAGGGUACAAACCUAAGUUUCAGAAAAUCAAACAGAGGAUCCUCACCGAAUUUUCUGCACGGAUUUGCAACACAAACUGUUACUGGUUAUUUAGAGGUGGACGUAAAUGACAAGCUUGUUCAUUCUAAAAAGAAUGGUGAUGGAUAUGUGGACAGUGACACCAAAAUGGAUAAGAUUAUACAAGAAAUAGAUGCUGCUCUGGAGGCUCACUAACCAUGACCUUUGGCAAGUUUGAACCAGCUCUUUGUUCCAGGAAGAUGACCUUGAAUGAUGGGGGCAGCUUAAAAACAUUAUGUUUGGCUGACUUCUUGAGGAAUUGCAGUGAUUUCAUCUAGUGGAACUGUGGCAAACCCAAUGAGCUUGCUUCUGCCCUGAGUUUUGGUAGUUAAAAUUGUGCAGUGUUCAUCUUAACUUUUUCUAACAAUUGUAUGUCAAGCUUUCAGAAAGAUUAUGUUAUAUUAAUUCUGUAGUUACUCUGUGGCUGAUGUUAAUUGUUUUCAUUAUUCACAUCUAAUAAAAGAGGGCUGUUUCUAUUC